Molecule: messenger RNA, 6081 nt
Organism: Ylistrum balloti
Lineage: Eukaryota; Metazoa; Mollusca; Bivalvia; Pectinida; Pectinidae
Exons: 23
Coding region: 180-4604 (1474 amino acids)
Biological process (GO): protein ubiquitination
Molecular function (GO): metal ion binding; ubiquitin-protein transferase activity
Source: RefSeq, a predicted model, not a curated record
UACGCAUUAAACAGUUGGGUUCCCUCUUUAGGAUCAAGGGAUCCUCAAACGAGGGACAUAUAUAUGUAUAGAGAUGUUACAACAUAGAACAGGGAACCACGGACACAGGCAGAAUAUGUGGAGAAUCCACCACUAUCUAAUAUAAACAGCUGGAUACAUAGGACAGCAUUGUGGUCAAGAUGGCUAGCUCAAUACAACAAGUUUGGGAGCUGCUGGCUGCUGGAGGACAAGGCCUAGCUAACCAGUUUCAUGGUUUAACAACUGCAGAUGACUUAUUAGUGACAGAGAAUAUGUGGAUAGAAGCUGCCAACUGUGAAGCUUCAAAAGCACGGAAUCUGCAGAUUUGUCGUGGGCGUGGCAUUGACACUGUGUUUCUGUUGGAUAUCUCUGAAAGUAUGGCUGAUGAAGGUCUUGCUCAAAUGAAGAAAGUGGUGCUGGAGAUUCUUGAAAGUAUUGAAGGGUGUAAAUUUGCUCAUCAGAGAGAAGAGAAUGUUGCUAUUGUGACCUUUGGUCAUACAACCUUCGUAGACUGUCAUUUAACGAAUGACUAUAAGGAGAUCAGAGCAUCUCUGGACCAGCUGUUUGCUGGAGGUCGAUCCCCAAUGUUAGCAGGGAUGUACAUGGCAUUGUGUGCCAUUGCUGCUAGAGGAACAGAAACAGUUAUCAAUUCUGUGUCUGUCCACCCAAGAAUUAUUCUCAUAUCAGACGGUCAAGCCACAGACUCAGAGGUCAUCCAUGGCACUGAUCGGAAAACUCAAAAUCUGCCUGCGGAUGCCUGGGAAUCCAUAGUGAACCUGGCAAUCAGACUUGGAGCUGAUCAUCACCCUAUCAGCUGUGUGCCUGUAGGAAAUGCAAAUGAGGACUUCCUCUUGGAAAUUGCUUCAAAAUCUGGAGGUCAUUUAGUGCAACAACAUGAAGUCCAAAGAAUUGGCAGAUACUUUAAAAACCUGACUGAAGUAACCUCUAUGAAACGUAAGCAUGAUUUAACUACAAAAGAUCCUGAGGUUUUCGCUCAGCUUGCCCGCAGUAUGUUGACUGAUGUCAAGGAUGCUGACAUUGAGGAAAUGAUGCUCAUCCUCCUGGAAACAGACAACCUUAGUAGCUGUAAGACACAAGAGGACGAGAUCGUUGAUCCUCAGAUGCCCCUGAUGGGAUCCAGGGUCAGACGUGGCAAGGACUGGAUGUGGGGUGAUCAAGACCUUUCUGGACCAGGAACCAUCACAGGUCACUGUAACCAGAUCGGUUGGUUGACUGUUGAGUGGGAUUUGAAUCAUAUGAGAGGACGAUACAGGUAUGGAGCAGAUGAAAAAUUUGACCUUUCACUGACUCAAGAGCCACGAAUUCUUCAGCAGGAUGAGCUGAUUGGUACCGGAUGCCUUGUGUGUAGAGACAAAGACUGGUCGUAUGGUCACCAAGACGGUGGCCCUACAAAUAUUGGUGUUGUUUUUGAUGUCAAUACCAACGGGAUUGUCAGGGUUCGCUGGCCUAACGGACAUAUGAAUUCCUAUAAAUAUGGUUGUGAAGGAAUGUUUGACGUGCAAAUUUGGCACCCAGAGGAGAGUACUGGCACCCCAUCAACCUGGUCCUCAUCUUCUGGAACUCCUUCUAUCCCUCCUACACCUCAUUAUCCUCAACUUCAUCCUCCUUCAACUCGUGACUCUCAUUUUCUUGAACCUUCACAUAGAUCAAUACCUUCAGAAACCCAUCCCUUACAUCCUACCCAUCAAUCCAUGCCCUCUAAUGCACCUGAACUGAUGCCUAUCCACCCUACUCAGCAAUCUGCAACCUAUGGUGCCCCUGAACCUGAAUUUUUCGAUCCUACCAUUCAGCCACCAGAUUUUAGUGUGCUAGAACCUCCUACAAAUCAGAUUACACGAUCUUCAGACACAUCCAUGCAAGGAUUGGUUGGAAGUCCAGAAAGUAGCAAGGAUAUAUUCAAAUCUCUUGGGACUGAAGUCAAAGACGAUGAUUUAUUCCCUGGGACUUCAGAAUCCUCUAUCCCUGCAGGUGACUUGAAGGCAGGUGGAGAAAUUAAGAAUCUUGCGGUUGAACAAAGAACUGAGAUUUCUGACUCAAAUUUGGCAGGUACACCAUCUCCAGAGAGUUUGAGCUCUUCUGUGCCAGUAUUUACCCACAAGUCUGUCUCCUGGCAGUUUCAGCCCCCUGGAGGCACCUGGCAGUCAUAUUCUGAUGAUAUCAGUCAAAAGAUCGAGGAAAAAUUUCAGAAGAAUAAUAAAACAACAUUAAUCAGAAUUGACACUCAAGAAAAAUCUAACAGCUACCGGAUCAUUUUAAAAGGAAAAUUACGACAGACACAUGUGAAGAGUAAUGGGAAGAAUGCGGGUUCUGUUGAACCAGACUGUGCUGUGCGACGUUUAGAGGUCCCAAAUGAAAUCUGGGAAAUGGACAAGGAGAAAGUGGACCUUUACUUUGCAGCAUUGGAGAAAGGACAGGAAACACUCACCAAUCUUCGUCUGAUGGUGGUUGGGCAUGAAGGAGUGGGCAAAACUACUCUCUGUCAUCAUCUCAUGAAAAUAAUCAUCCCAGAAAACUUGGAAAGUACUAACGGUAUCGACAUAUAUAUCCAUCGCUACCUUAUCAACAUGAAAAGUAAAAAACAGACACCCCUCCCUCCUGAUCGCCAGGAGGAGGCAGCUUGUCUCCGACUUGCCAAAGUUGUGGCUAGUUUUAAACAUGAGAAUGACAUGAUUGGAGAAAAUGUAGUAGUGGAUUCUGAUCAACAUCCUGACCUGAGAAGUUUGGGGAGCAUUGCAGGCGCUGAGAGUCCAAAACAAGAUGUUCUAGAAAGCAUGCCCCUUACUUCUGAGACUAGUGAUAUGACUACCGAAAAGCAGUGGUGUCAAAGCAUUGUAGAUGAAGAACUUCAGGACCAGAGAUCAUAUUCUAGUGAUGAGAGUUACAUCAACAAAUACAGAUAUCCCAAACCCAACAUAAGUAGUACGUGGAAUAACACAGGCAAGCCACGAGAGCGCAAGAUCACCAACUUCUUUAGGAAUGACAUGGUAAAUGUGAUACAGAAGUCUGAAGGCGAGGAGGAGGGCGAGGAAAAGGCUUAUUUAUCUGUCUGGGAUUUUGGAGGGCAGAAGGUGUUCUAUGAUUCUCACCAUAUCUUCCUCAGUAAAGAUGCUGUCUACAUCGUCUGUUUCAAUGUCAGUGACUGCCAUUGUGAUGUGAUCAAGAAGAAAGCAGAAUUUGAGCGUGCCAGGUUCUGGCUUCAUUCUAUUGGUACAUUGUCCACAAGGCAAAAUACGGAGACGGUUGAGUUACCUCCCAUCAUUCUGGUGGGCACACACAUGGACAAAUUGGAAGGAAUGGAUGACGAUGCUAAGAAGGUUGUAUUUUUUGACAUGUGUUCAAUACUUCUCAAGCCACCAGAACUGCAGAAGAUUAAAAACCACAUCCAGGGCUACUGUCCUGUUGAUAAUAGUAAUCCCAAUCUUCCCUGGCUCCCUGACCUCUGGGAAGAUAUUAUCAAGGCUGCUCCAUACCAAUCACAAUGGCAGCGGGCUUUACCUGCAAAAUGGCUGUCACUAGAAAGGGAACUGAUGAAACUUAAAGGUCAAGGUCAAAAGAUAAUGACCUUCGAAGAAGUAACAAAACUGGAUGGAAAGUUGGAAUCACCAAUCGAGAACACCAAGGAGAUUGAAUUGUUUCUGGAGUAUUUACAUGAAACAGGCAAUAUCAUGUUUUUCAAAGAAGAAAUUGAUGGAGAAGGUAUGAUGAACCGCAAAUUGGUUUUGGACCCCCAGUGGAUAGUGUACGCUUUCCGUUGUCUUAUUACAGACAGCAAGUUCACCCAGUUUGACAGCACAAACUUGGACAACAUGUGGAAGAUGUACCAUGUGAAUGCUGAGCUCCUUCAGCCCCUGGUGGAUGCCUUAUGGAGAGGGGACUCCUUCAGAGAACACAAAGCUAUUCUUCUCACUCUCAUGGAGAACUUAGGCCUCAUAUCACGACCAAAAUCACUCAGCAACAUCAAAGUCAAUGAGAAGGCACAGUACUAUAUUGUACCCACCAUCCUGAAGGAGUCCAGUUUUGAUUGGCUAGAAUUGGUGUUGAAAGAAGUCAACACUGUAGCCCAAUCCCGUACGCUGUGUCUGGUCUAUGAGUUUUUGCCUUUUACUAUAUUCCACAAGCUGUUAGCUGCUUGCAUAGGUCAUUAUAAGAUAGCAGCAUACCUGACACAGGAGGGUGUUCCACUACAAAAGGGAUUUGGCUGCUUCAUGGUUGGGCUGCACUGGCAUAUGAUACUCCACUGCAAAAAUUCAGUUGUUAAGGUUACCAUGUUCAAGUAUGUGGAGACAGAAAAUGAGAAGAAGAUUAAGGCUGGGGAGCUGGUGAGUGUGAGAGAAUUCCUGGAGGACACUUUAAAGAAAAUCCUUGGCCGCAACCAGCUGAGUCACCUAACAUUCCAAUAUGAGCUACACUGCAAGUUCUGGUGUGGAGAGAACGAAAAUCGUGUGGGUAAGGAGACUAUACAUCAGGAAUCAAGAGUGCGAUGUUGCGGAUCACCAAAACAACAUUUCUUUGGUCUGGAAGACCUAUCACCAUGGUUUGGUUCCACAGAAUGUGGCACUAUUUAACUUUGCAAACAAAGAAGUUAUAUUAUGAUAAAGGGCUUUCAAAUGGAAAUAUGUGAUGUACAUUCAGCAAUUGUUUAUUGGCAGGGUUGCACACAGUGCAAAUCCGGGUUGUAGUAUGGUGAAUGUUGGGCGAGCGGGCGGGGAAAAGGGGUACCAGUUUUGUAGAAUCAAAUCCUCCUAUUUUUUUGACGUAGAAGCUCAAAACUUUGUAGGUUGUUUAUAUAUAUGUUGAAGAUGUGCACCUCCUAUUGUGGAUUGAUUCUGGACAUUUUACUGGAUUUUCCUGGCUUUGGAACUUAGUUAUUUUCUGCAGUUUGGCAGGGAAAAGGGGUACCAGUUUUGUAGAAUCAACGCCUCCUAAUGUUUUUGAUGUAGAGGCUUGAAACUUUGUAGGAUAUUUAUAUAUAUAUGUUAAAGAUGUGCACCUCUUAUUAAUAUUGAUUCAUUCUGGACGUUUUUUCUUGAUUUUCCGGGCUUUGAACUUAGUCAUUUUCAACAGUCUGGCAUGGAAAAUCCAAGAUGGCAGCCUUUGCCUCUUAUAACAAAAAUUCUACAUACUCAACAAAGGAAACACCCUUAACUACCUUAUAAAUACCAUAUAACAUUGCACUCAUCUCACAACCCGGCCAAUUGUGACUUUGCCCCAUUUUUGAAUGUAGUGAAGGAAAAAGCAAGGAAUAUGAUUAUAAAUAACAAGAGUGUUAUUUGUGUGAAUCAUAGUACAAUUGUUGUUCCAUAGAUUAUGUAUAAAUUAGAGGAUAAUCAUUGCAUCUUAGUUAUAUCAGGUCAGGUACCCAUGGAUACCUUUUAAUGUUUGACCUGUCACUACACUGAAAUUCUCUCUGGAGCAUUGGUAGAUUGCUAAUGUCUGAUAUUGAAUGGAAUUUGGUUAUAUCUUAUAUCAUUAUGGAACAAAUAUUAACUAACAUACGUGAGUAGUUCAAAUUGAGAGGUAAAACACAUCCAUUCAACCUGACCAGACAUGUUACUGGAUUGUGACUCAGCUUGAUUAGAGGCCGCAGCAAUUAUAUAGAAUGGUGCAGAAUGAGAGAGUUUGACUCCCAAGUAGAGUGGAGAACCUCAAACUUAUAACAAGAUGCAGUAUUUGUUAAAGGAAAUGAAAUACUAUAUCAUUGUCCUGUAAGCACAAAUCUCUCAUCCCUUGUGUCCAUCAUAAAAGGACAGGAAUACUGCUGAACAGACCAACUAUAUACCCUAAGAAGGAUUGGAUUUCCAACACUAAAAUAUGUACUACUAGUUCUCUUGAUACCUUAUAUUAUGUAUCAUCAUAUUGUUGCCUUAUUUGUAGGAUCAUGAAUUUCAUUAUAUAUUUUUGAAACAAGUUUUUUUCAUGUAUUUGAACCUCUGGUGAGCUAAAAUGGAAAACUAUGUGACAUGUUUAUAUAUCACAUCAAUGGAAAUCACUCACUAAAGAGAUGAGAAAAAUAAAAGAUGUAUAACCUCUUAUUUAACAUGA